GGAUGAUAAUGGGUCUCAGAGGCUUUGGUUUUUGAAAUCUUCCAUACUUGAGAGUUUGAGAUAAUGAGUCUCAGUUCGGUAAAUCUGUUACCAAAGAAAAGCUUGUGUUGAAAAUUGAAAUUGAUCAUCACAUCAAACAAACUGUGGUCUGUGGGAGAUCAGAGAUGGAGUGGCUGUGUCACUGUGGUCCUCACGAAAACUGGAAUUUGUGAUGGAGAGAUUCUCUGCUUCUGUGGCGGUGGAUGGAUCCGAAUUCGGAUUAGCUGCUCUUGGCUAUUUUCCGCCGUUCUCCCCCGUUAAGCUUUCCAUCCACAAUCUCGGUCGAGAUACCAAUCUCCAUAAGACUGUAACUUCGCCUUGCGGCUCACAUACCUUUGGAAAUUGGAAGUGGAUGGCCGGCCGAUAUGCGCGCGCUUACCAUUACAUUGUCCUCUUUUGGGAUCUGAUGUGCUUAAUGGAUUCGAAUCUUACGGUCGAAACCAAAGAGAAAUGGGGUCCAUGAAAGAUCAGCGUGUGAGUGUCACAAAGUGACACGUGGAACCAAGAGGUUUUACUUACCUUCUCACCGGUCGGACUCGGUCACCCGACCCAAAAGGUUCACCAAUACCUCGGCUCGGCUGACUCCUCCCAUCUUUAAAAACGCUCGUGUUGUGAACUGGAGAAGCUUUGCGGCUUCACAGUCGUUCAUUCAUGGCUUCGUCGUCUCUCUGCAACUUCUUUUCUCUCUUAUUAUUACCAUCACAACCACCAUCCAACAAAAAAGCGCCAACCUAUUUGGUCUCUUUUCCUUGUUCUUCCGCGUCUGUUUCUUUUCCGUCAUUAUCUUCUUCUGUACCGCUCGAGAGUCAUAGAAGUAGAUAUGGUUCUAUUCCAGUAAUGGCGGGCGAUGGUUCGUCUUAUUCUAACGACAUCUUGUCUGUAACAUGCCCUUCUUUUGCAUACGCCAAUACCUUCUUCUUUAAAUCAGCAUACAACGUUCAGGUUGUUGUGACGGAUGAUAACGAACCUGAAGAAUCGUUGCUUAGGAGGUUUCGGAGAGAGGUUAUGAAGGCGGGAGUUAUCCAGGAGUGCAAAAGGAGGAGAUUCUUCGAGAACAUCCAGGACAAGAAGAAAAGGAAGACCAGAGAGGCUGCUAAGAGGAAUCGAAGAAGGCGACCCUCGUCAAGAACUCCACCACCGGACAAACAGGAAUCGUCAAAUAACAAGGUCCGUGAAGAAGAAGAAGAUAAUUGGGAACUUCCUGAAGGAGAAUUACCGUAUUGACCACCAUUUUCACCAUUGUUUUUUUUUCCUCAUCUGUUUAAAAUGCGGGGGCAUUGAUUUGAUUCUUGUGGAGUUAGGAUGACAUUUCAGACUGGAUAACAGCAAAAUGCUUGAUUUAAGUUUAUGCCUUUUAAAUUGUGUAAAAUUCUCUAGGAUCGUGCAUAAACAGAAGUUGCAAAUGGGGUUGUCUGAAACAAUUAGUAAUACUGCCAGGAAUGCUCAUUGUUUUGAAAGCUUCCAAGAAA
This is a messenger RNA of Nelumbo nucifera (sacred lotus), 1508 nucleotides long. RefSeq names its product Ribosomal protein S21 family protein (gene GHS1). Gene Ontology annotation, molecular function: structural constituent of ribosome. NCBI's taxonomy places the organism in Eukaryota, Viridiplantae, Streptophyta, Magnoliopsida, Proteales, Nelumbonaceae. Gene Ontology annotation, biological process: translation. Gene Ontology annotation, cellular component: ribosome. The record is from RefSeq and is a predicted model, not a curated record.